Messenger RNA from Caenorhabditis briggsae, 1692 nucleotides. It is a transcript of the gene Cbr-sul-2, whose product is annotated as Protein CBR-SUL-2. The record is from RefSeq and is a predicted model, not a curated record. The coding region runs from base 1 to 1692 and encodes 563 amino acids. NCBI's taxonomy places the organism in Eukaryota, Metazoa, Nematoda, Chromadorea, Rhabditida, Rhabditidae. The transcript has 6 exons.
AUGUCCCCGGUGAGUUUCUUCCUUCUCUUCAUUUUCACACUUCACACACUCCAAGAGCAACUACGAGAAGAUUGUUCUGUGCAGCCGCCGUCGCCACACCAUCCCAACAUCGUUGUGCUCAUGAUUGAUGACCUGGGUUACGGUGACAUUGCGGCAUACGGUCACCCGACACAGGAAUACACACAAGUCGAUCGGAUGGCUGCAGAAGGCACCCGAUUCACACAAGCCUAUUCGGCAGACAGCAUGUGCUCGCCGAGUCGAGCUGGAUUUAUAACUGGAAGGCUACCGAUACGAUUAGGAAUAGUUGGAGGCAGGAGAGUAUUUGUACCGUAUGAUAUUGGAGGUCUUCCAAAGACAGAAACCACAAUGGCUGAAAUGCUGAAAGAGGCUGGAUAUGCGACGGGAAUGGUUGGAAAGUGGCAUUUGGGAAUCAAUGAGAACAAUGCGACCGAUGGAGCGCACUUGCCAUCCAAACGUGGAUUCGAUUAUGUUGGAGUCAACUUACCGUUCACCAAUGUUUGGCAAUGUGAUACCACGAAAGAAUACUACGACAAAGGACCAGAUCCAUCAUUAUGUUUCCUUUACGAUGGAGAUGAUAUUGUUCAGCAGCCAAUGAAGUUUGAGCACAUGACCGAGAAUCUUGUUGGAGACUGGAAGCGAUUUUUGAUGACCCGAUUGGCUCAGGAUCAACACGAGAGACCCUUCUUCUUCUACUUCUCCUUCCCACAGGUCCACUCAACCCAGUUUGCCAGCAAACGAUUCAGAGGAUCUUCAGUUAGAGGAAUCUAUGGAGACUCGAUCAAUGAAAUGUCAUGGGCGGUUGGAGAGGUUUUGGACAGUUUGGUCAACGCUGGAAUCGCUGAAAACACAUUGGUGAUUUUGAUGUCGGACCAUGGACCGCAUGUGGAGCUGUGCUUGAAUGGAGGAUCUACUGCUGGAUUGAAGGGAGGAAAAUCGAACAGCUACGAAGGAGGAUUCAGGAUUCCGUUCAUUGCUUGGCAACCGGGAACUGUCAAACCAUCUCGUGUCUCUCAUGAAGUCAUUUCCAGCAUGGACUUGUUCCCGACUUUUAGAGCUAUGAAUGAAGAGUGUCUUUUUGAGAAGGAAGCACUCCGUUCUGACGGCAUCAACAUCGCUGACGAGUUGCGUGGUGAGACUGAUGACGUUGAGGGAAGCCUCGGAAAAGCCCGACCAAUUAUCUACUACUGUAACACACAUUUGAUGGCAAUUAGGAUAGGAGACUACAAAGUACACUACAAAACCUCACCGAUAUUCCUGAACACUUCAGUCGACCCGAAUCUUGAUUAUUUCUGCCCGAAUGGAAAACCAAAGUCUGAUUGGUACGUCUCCCAAGUGUGCCCAGAUGAGCAUCUUCAGAAGCACUAUCCUCCACUUGUUUUCGAUUUAAUCCGUGAUCCUUAUGAGCAGUAUCCACUGCAAAAUUCGGUGAAAUCCCAAGAAAUAAGAUUCCAAGCUAUGCAACGGCUAACAGAGCACAAAUCAUCUCUGGUCAAAGUCAAAAAUGUUCUUGGAAACUUUAAUAAAACGUUAAUCCCAUGCUGUAAUCCUCCAAGUUGUAAAUGUGACAAGCUGACUCGACCUAAUGGUGAAUCCGAUGAACGUCCCGAAUACGUUGGCUUAGCGCCUGAUCUCGAUCGGACAGAAUACGAACUUUUGCACAGAUUUUUCUAA